AUGGAGGCAUCGUUGGCGAGAAGAAAAGAGAUUUUCCUGAGGCUUCCAUUUGAGGAACACCUUGUAAAAACUUCCAGUGGAUUUGUUUCUGUUGCCAUAUAUGGAGAUCAAGAGAAGCCAGUUCUUAUUACAUAUCCUGAUUUAGCUUUAAAUCAGCUUUUGCAGUUGGGAGCUGCAGCAAUGUCAUAUAAUGAUCCAUUGUUAUCUGUUGAUGACUUAGCUGAUCUGGUUGCUGAGGUUCUUGACUAUUUUGGACGUGGUGCUGAUAUAUACAUGGGAGUAACAAUUGGUGCGUAUGUACUCACCUUGUUUGCUAUAAAAUAUAACACGACGUGUGCUUGGACUCAUCAUUGUUUCUCCUUUAUGCAAAACUCCUUCAUGGACAGAAUGGUUGUGUAA
This is a messenger RNA of Lactuca virosa, 399 nucleotides long. Lineage: Eukaryota; Viridiplantae; Streptophyta; Magnoliopsida; Asterales; Asteraceae. The record is from the annotation of a GenBank genome assembly.